Messenger RNA from Gossypium arboreum, 2321 nucleotides. RefSeq names its product ACT domain-containing protein ACR8-like. The transcript has 6 exons. NCBI's taxonomy places the organism in Eukaryota, Viridiplantae, Streptophyta, Magnoliopsida, Malvales, Malvaceae. The coding region runs from base 875 to 2200 and encodes 441 amino acids. The record is from RefSeq and is a predicted model, not a curated record.
UCCUCUCCUAAUCUUCACUUUCACAGCUUCCCUUUUUCUCAAAUCCUACUCUAAUCCAUUCCCAAAGUCAGUUUAACGAAAAAUCAGAGGGUAAAACGGGAAAUUGGGUUUAGUUAUAUAUCAAAAGAUCGCAUCACAUUACGCCGAGAAAUACAAGAAAACCGGCCCAGAAAAAUAAGAUGAGAUGGAGAAAAAGCCGAUCCGAGCGAGCAAGGUGGUGUCACGUGCGGACGUCAUAAAUUAAAUUCCCGUCGGCAAAUUUUGAAAAAGAAGACUUAACAAUCAAGCUAAUUUUUUUGCCGACGUGGAUAUAUCCGUCACCGUGUCUUCAGAUACCCUCUUUUUUGAGUUGAAGACACGCAAAAGGCCAGUAGACUCAAUACAGGUGGCAAUCCGAGCUGGACAUACGAACUACCCAGAUCGAGGGAUCAAAUGACACGUGGCAUUAAUAAAUGUUGACAAAUGGGAAUGUGUUGAACGAAAUGGAAUCAAGGGCUGACUAAUUGGGCGGGCGUUACUUAAAUAGUGGCGUCGUUUCUAUAUUACUAUAAAAAUUCAAAAAUAAAUAAAAGAUUUUAAAUAAAUGUAAUAUUUUCGGUAACAUAAUUAAUGCGUGUAUAUAUAAAGGGAGCAUUAGAAGAAGGGAAGGUAAAGACCAAGGCGGUGGUGCUUCAUCUCUUUUAUUCUAGAAACAAAAGAAAAACAAGGGAAAACAAGAUUUUUGCAGAGUAUUUGGCAUUUGGGUCCUUGUUGUUUGAUUCAAACCAGCCGUCUUCUUUCAAGAUAUAUAAAGGGUUUGUAUAGUUAUUAGUCAAGUUUUCAAUCUUUUUUGGGUUCUUCAAGAGACAGAAAAUUAAGAAGAGGAAGAGAAAAUAUGGAGUGGCAUGCUUGUCUUGAUGAAUAUGAGAAGCUUGUGAUAAGGAUGAGUACUCCCAGAGUGGUCAUUGACAAUGCCGUUUGCCCCACUGCAACUCUUGUCAAGGUUGACAGUGCUAGAAGACACGGGAUUUUGCUAGACGCUGUUCAAGUUUUAACAGAUCUGAACCUUUCAAUUAAGAAGGCUUACAUUUCAUCUGAUGGCCAAUGGUUCAUGGAUGUUUUCCAUGUGACUGAUUUAAACGGAAACAAAUUAACUGACGAAAGCGUUAUUAGUUACAUCGAGCAGUCCCUUGAGACCACUGAUCCUGAUAGAAGCCAUGAGUUUGAUGGUUUAACUGCAUUGGAAUUGACUGGAACCGAUAGAGUUGGUCUUUUAUCGGAAGUAUUUGCAGUUUUAGCUGAUCUACAAUGCAAUGUGGUCGAUGCUAAAGUAUGGACUCACAAUGGUCGAAUCGCUUCUUUGAUUUAUGUGAAAGAUUGCAAUUCAGGGUCUCCAAUCGAGGACUCGCAACAGAUUGACAGAAUCGAAGCACGUUUAAGGAAUGUUUUGAAAGGUGACAAUGAUAUUCGUAGCGCAAAGACUUCGGUUUCUAUGGCUGUAACCCACACCGAAAGAAGGUUACAUCAAAUGAUGUUUGCAGAUCGUGACUAUGAUAGAAAGCCUAUUUUGCAACAUAAGGCAGAUUUACCUGUGGUCACCGUGCAAAAUUGGGUCGAAAGGGGUUAUUCAGUUGUGAAUGUUCAGUGCAAGGAUCGAACCAAGCUUCUCUUUGAUGUUGUUUGCACAUUAACAGAUAUGCAAUAUGUUGUGUUUCAUGCAACUAUCAACACAACUGGGGAUAAAGCAUAUCAGGAAUUCUAUAUUAGGCACUCGGACGGAACCCCAAUUAGCUCAGAACCUGAAAGACAACGCGUAAUCCAAUGCUUGCAAGCUGCAGUUGGAAGGAGAGCAUAUGAGGGUGUAAGGCUGGAGUUAUGCACAGUAGAUAGGCAGGCUCUAUUAGCAGAUGUGACCCGAACGUUUAGAGAGAACGGUCUUAACGUAACAAGAGCCGAAAUAUCAACCACGAGGGACGUGGCUCUAAACGUUUUCUACGUAACCGAUGCAAUCGGGAACCUAGCUGAUCCAAAAACCAUUGAAGCCGUAAGACAAAAGAUAGGUUUGGGAAAGUUAAAGGUAAAGGAAUUGCCAUUGGUAUAUCAAGAAAAGGCAGAAAGGGAGGAGCAAGCAGUAGGAGUUGGUGGGACAGUGUUGUUAUCACUUGGGAGCAUAGUGAGAAGGAAUCUCUACAAUUUGGGGUUGAUUAAAUCUUACUCUUGAAUGGUAUUUUGAGAGAUUCAAAGGUAUAUUGGGUUGGCAAAUUGGAAUUAUUCUUUGCUUUCAGGUUUUGAUUUGGCCUUUGUGUACAUAUGAAAAAGAAAAAGGGUGGAAUUUGGUGAUA